AUGAAGUUUGGGAAGAACAUAUCACUUCAGCAGGCCCAACGGACGGAUCUCCACUACUUACAAUACAAGCUUCUGAAGAAGAUUCUUAAGAGGUCUACUAGGAGCACACAGGCCGAUGGCAGCAGUAGAGCUGCUUAUGACCAUCACCCUAAUCAGAAGUCCUUUGAGAAGAUGCUCGAGGAUGAGAUUGAUGAGGUGAACAUAUCAUUCAGCGAACAUGCUAAUAAAUUACAAGAUGAAAUCACAGCGUUAAGUUCAGAAGGUUCACAAGGAGUAUCUUCAUCUGAACGCUUGAGACGUUUGAUGAGUUUAAGUCGCUCAGUUGACGAAUUGAGGAAAUUUGCAGUUUGGAAUGCAGUUGGUGUUGUCAAGAUUCUAAAGAAGCGGAAUAAAUUAAGGGCCACCUCGGACCCCCAAGGCGAUCGUCAAGACAGCAGCAUUGAUAUGGACGAGGAGCGCUCCCGUUGGCUUCGUCGACAAAAAUUUUUCACCGGGACCGAUUUUGCGGAACUACAAGCGUCCAUAGAGUCCCUUUCGAACGCUCUUUGUCGCGAAAGACUCCACGAGUUGGGACCCGAGAAGUUACCUUCCCAGUUGGUCUUGGCCGAGGACGAUGAUUGUCCUGUUGGAAUGUUCAGAGACGAGCGAUGUCCGAUCUGCCUCGAAAAAUGCAGUGAUGUGGUUGAGCUCUCAACUUGUGAACAUCGCUUCUGUUGGAAAUGUUUCGUCCUGGGCCCCAUCGCGUUCGCCCCUGGAGAAUACAGAUUCGACCGCUGCCCGAUUUGCCGUCGUGAACAGCCUCUUGAUCCUACGGUAAACUUCAAGACCGAUACGAAUAGCAACUCGACGACUAACAUGUUGUUGAGAAUGGCGAAAUAUGUGGAAGUAGAAGAUCCACCGAAGAAUGAACAAGUCCAGUCUAGUGAGCCCAGUUCGAGCUCUUUCUUCUCCACGUUGCCAGCGACUUCCCAUAAGAGUGCUGAAGAUAGUGUUUCCUCUGAAAAGAGUUCACAGCAGAAUGCGGCGUGGACUGGCAAUUCGGCUGAGGCCAUUUUGAGGCGGGAUCAGUCGGGGUUCAGCCCAGCCGAAUCUUGGAAGCCUACACAAGAGUAUCGCAAACGCGCAGGAUGUGUGGUUUUCAACGAGGCCGGGGAUUCUGUCCUACUUGUAAAUUCUCGUCGUCAUGGAGCGAUGACGCAUACCAUCCCUAGUGGAAAGGUAGAAGGUUUCGAUCAGUCGUUUGAAGCCGCAGCUGUCCGGGAGACUCUCGAAGAAGCUGGUGUGGUAUGUGCCGUCUUGGGUGACCUAGGUUGGGUCAAAUCGCAUGAUAAAAGCGGAAGCCCCAAGGCAACUCGUGUGUUUUACGGUCGAUGCGAUGAGGUCCUGGACAACUGGCGUGAAGAGCGAUUCCGCGACAGACUGUGGUGCUCGAUUCCUGAAGCUCUGGCUUUACUCGGUGACAAUCGGCCGCUCUACCAAAAGGCCGUCACAAUGGCACAUGAGGUUUACGUGAGCACUUUGGAUUUGCCUAAGGCCAGUUCGAGUUCUGUUGCUACGACCGCUUCGUUUUGCUCCUCGCAGAAUUGA
Molecule: messenger RNA, 1587 nt
Organism: Perkinsus marinus ATCC 50983
Lineage: Eukaryota; Perkinsozoa; Perkinsida; Perkinsidae
Exons: 12
Coding region: 1-1587 (528 amino acids)
Biological process (GO): diphosphoinositol polyphosphate metabolic process; diadenosine hexaphosphate catabolic process; adenosine 5'-(hexahydrogen pentaphosphate) catabolic process
Cellular component (GO): cytoplasm; nucleus
Molecular function (GO): diphosphoinositol-polyphosphate diphosphatase activity; bis(5'-adenosyl)-hexaphosphatase activity; endopolyphosphatase activity
Source: RefSeq, a predicted model, not a curated record